AAACCACCCUUUGUAGAUCUAUUAUCUAUGGGCCAAACUCAUUAGAGAAUGUAAGCUGUAAGCUAUAGUCAUAGAUAAUAGAUCUACAAAGGGUAAUAGUGGCUAUAGUGAUAUCUAUGGAGAAUGGUUAAGGAAUCGUAGAAAAUUGAGGCACGUUUCUAAUUAUUGGGAAUAUUAACAAUUUAGGAUAGUUGAUAGUAACCUGAAAGCAUCCUAGGUCCUUAUACAUUGAAAUACCUAUAAUGGCUGAUGAAAUUGUCGAAAAAAUAUCAAAAAAGUGAGUUAAAUACACAGUGUGAGCUUGUAAAAUGUUGGAUUAAUUUAUUUCAUGUAAUAUGUUACGAUUACUACAGAAAUCUGGUAUUGGUAACAAGAUUAUCUAUUUAUCGCGAAGUUUAAAAAGUGAACUGAAGCGAAGACUUAAAGCCGAAAAUAAGAGCAAAGAAAAAGCUGAAAAGAGUAACGAAAGUGGUCAAAGAUCCUUAAAAGGUCUUCCUAAAUCUGAAGAUGAAAACAUUUCACCAAAUGAGUAUUUCCGACUUAGAAUGCAGAUGAUAUCUAAAUUAAAAGAUGUAGGUGGAGAUCAGCAUCCCUAUCCUCAUAAGUUUCAUGUUUCUAUUUCAUUAGAAGACUUUAUAGCCAAAUAUACUAGUUUACAAGUCGGAGAAAUUGUUGAAAAUGGCAUUGAAAGCCUUGCUGGUCGUAUUCAUUCUAUCCGAGCAUCAGGUGCUAAGUUAAUUUUCUAUGAUCUUCGUGGAGAGGGUGUAAAACUGCAAGUUAUGGCAACAUUAAAUUAUUAUGAACCACAAGAGAAUUUCUCAGAUGAUAUUGAAAAAAUCAGAAGAGGUGAUAUAGUUGGUAUUACAGGAUUACCUGCCAAAACAAAGAAGGGUGAAUUGUCAAUAAUCCCAAAGAAAAUAAAGCUACUUUCACCUUGUCUGCAUAUGUUGCCACAUUUACACUAUGGUUUAAAAGACAAAGAAACAAGGUUUAGGCAAAGAUACUUAGAUAUAAUUAUUAAUUCAAAUGUGAGAAACAUUUUUCAGACAAGGGCAAAAAUUAUUGCUUACAUCAGAAGGUUCUUUGAUGAGUUGGGAUUUCUUGAAAUUGAAACACCAAUGAUGAAUGUAAUAGCUGGAGGUGCAGCUGCAAAACCUUUUAUAACAUACCAUAAUGAUUUGAAUUUGAAAUUGUAUAUGCGAGUUGCACCUGAAUUGUAUCAUAAAAUGUUAGUUGUUGGAGGGUUUGAUAGAGUAUAUGAAAUUGGUCGCCAAUUUAGGAACAAAGGUAUAGAUUUAACUCAUAAUCCUGAAUUUACAACAUGUGAGUUUUAUAUGGCAUAUGCUGAUUACAAUGAUGUAAUGACUAUUACUGAAAAAUUACUUUCUGGAUUGGUAUACAGUAUUUGUGGAUCAUAUAAAAUCAAGUAUCACCCAGAUGGGUUGGAAGGUGAUGAAGUGGAAAUUGACUUUACACCUCCUUUUAAAAGAAUAUCUAUGCUUCCAACUAUAGAAAAAGCACUAAAUGUUAAACUUCCUGCUCCAGAUCAAUUAUCAACUUCUGAAUCUACCAAAUUUUUAAGUGAUUUAUGUAACCAGCACGAAGUGGAAUGUGCUUUGCCAAGAACAUCAGCAAGACUACUAGAUAAAUUAGUAGGUAAAUUUAUUGAAGAAUUUUGUAUUAACCCAACAUUUAUUAUUGACCAUCCGCAAGUAAUGAGUCCUCUGGCUAAAUGGCAUCGUUCUUCAUGUGGACUAACUGAGAGAUUUGAAUUGUUUGUAAUGAAAAAGGAAAUAUGCAAUGCGUACACCGAAUUAAAUGAUCCAGUUGUUCAAAGGGAAAGGUUUGAACAGCAAGCUAAGGAUAAGGCAUGUGGCGAUGAUGAAGCUCAGUUAAUUGAUGAAAACUUUUGUACUGCAUUAGAAUAUGGUUUGCCUCCAACAGGUGGAUGGGGUUUGGGGAUCGAUAGAUUAACUAUGUUUCUAACUGAUAACAACAACAUAAAGGAAGUAUUGCUAUUCCCUGCAAUGAAGCCUGAUGAUCAAAAUAAAAAAGAAACAACUUUUGCUGAUUUAAAUGGAGGUACUUGCAGCAAUUGAAAUGUUACUGUAAUGGAAAUACAUUUCUUAUUAAAAUUUGUCUUGAAUCUUGUCACUAAUAAACUGUUUUUAAUAUU
Agrilus planipennis (emerald ash borer) is the source of this 2176-nucleotide messenger RNA. RefSeq names its product lysine--tRNA ligase. The coding region runs from base 336 to 2099 and encodes 587 amino acids. Lineage: Eukaryota; Metazoa; Arthropoda; Insecta; Coleoptera; Buprestidae. Gene Ontology annotation, biological process: lysyl-tRNA aminoacylation. The record is from RefSeq and is a predicted model, not a curated record. Gene Ontology annotation, cellular component: cytoplasm; mitochondrion; cytosol. Gene Ontology annotation, molecular function: lysine-tRNA ligase activity; tRNA binding; ATP binding. The transcript has 3 exons.